Molecule: messenger RNA, 742 nt
Organism: Odocoileus virginianus texanus
Lineage: Eukaryota; Metazoa; Chordata; Mammalia; Artiodactyla; Cervidae
Source: RefSeq, a predicted model, not a curated record
AUGGUGGGCCUGAAACAGAGGAACUUGGUUGUGGCCGUUCUUGCGGCAAGCUCACUUCUUGAAUGUUCCCUGGAAUACAUGAAAAGGGAUGCAAAACAAGAACUUCUUCAACAGAAUGUUGGAGAGAAUCCACUUCUUGAGUUUUCUGAGUACAGGCCAAGCAACAAGCUUCCUCCCGGAGGAAUACCCAACACUGACUUUUCAGAACCUAAACAGCUCACGGGAUGCACAAGAAGGAAGCCAACUACAAAUAAAGAACGUGGUGCUCCAGAAAAACAUGUCUGUCCUCACGAUGGAUGCAUAAGAGAGUUCAAGAAUAAAACAUCCCUGAGAAAGCAUCUUCGAGUUCAUAAUCCCCGAGAUCAUGUGUGUGCAGAAUGUGGGAAAGCCUUCAAGGAAAGUGCAAAGCUAAAAAGACAUUUUCUGGUUCAUACUGGAGAGAAGCCAUUUCCAUGCACUUUUGAAGGGUGUGGAAAACGCUUUUCCCUGUCCUUCAACUUGCGUACACACGUGCGCAUCCACACUGGGGAGAAACCUUUUGUGUGUCCUUUUGUAGGCUGUCGCAAGAAAUUUAUUCAGUCAAAUAACAUGAAAGCCCACCUCUUGACUCAUGCAAAGGACAAUAGGAGUCUGUGAGAAAAGAUUAAAAAAUAAUCAUCAAACAGGAUAGGCAUAUAUUAACUAAAGAGUUACUGGGAACAAAUAUGCCUCAUUGAUAAUUCGUUCAGAAAACAAUUUUAAA